GAAGCUCUUUGAUCAUUCAAAGCCUAAUUUAUUGGUAAAAUUCAGUGGUAAAUCGGCGAAAUAUUUCCGUAAAACUGUGAAAAAGUGCAAGACGAAAGUCCAAAGGACAAAAAAACGGUGUUAAACUAAUUUUUACGCGUCAUCUACUAUGCAAAAACGUGCGAUGAAAUCAGGUAUUGUGCAUCGUCAUUAAAAAUAUUCUUUGCGAACGCCAUUGCCUCCGUUCCGUACGUACGUUGUCGUACACGCGCCACACACACGGUAAAAAAUUACAUUUUAUGAAAAUCCCUCUUUGCAUCGUCGUCGAGUAUCGCUGCCGCUAACGUCGGAAAAAUACGAGGAAAUUUGUCGUGAAAUUGCCCGGAAAACGCCCGCAAUCAUGACGCAACAAGGCACGUCAUACAAUGUCGCGCGGAAUGUGCUGAUCAAGGACUCGUCAGGACAAGCGAAAAUAAUUAAAUUGGUACCAGCGCAAGCAGCACACAUCAUUGGCACCCCAAUUGUCAAUUCAAACACAAAAACCGCCUUCAUCAAGACCGGCGCUGACCAGCCAAUUGCCAUACAUCAUGCACCCACAAGUACAACGACGGCGCCACAGGGCACCUCAAACAUACAAUUUCACAAGAUUGGAGGAAAAAAUUAUAUUCUCUCACCACAAGCUUCAAAUUCGAGACACGAGUCACAGACAAAAACUGUUCGUUUGACACAGUCACAAAUGGGUACCUUAACUUAUCUCAACACGUCAAACUCAGGAAAUGGAGAUUUUUCGGAGCCAACAAAGGGAACAAAGCGACCGGCCAAUCAUGCACCUGCUACCCCAUCACCUGCGCCUCGUAAGCGAAAAUCUGACAAAGUUGGAAAAGGUUUACGUCACUUUUCGAUGAAAGUUUGUGAAAAAGUUAAACAGAAAGGAACUACCACGUACAAUGAAGUCGCCGAUGAGUUGGUUAAUGAAGAAACGCAUGGCAGCACCAACGAAAGCGCCGUUUACGACCAAAAGAAUAUUCGACGUCGCGUUUACGAUGCCCUCAACGUACUCAUGGCCAUGAAUAUCAUUUCGAAGGAAAAGAAAGAAAUUCGCUGGAUCGGAUUACCCACCAACUCAGUACAAGAAUGUCAGGAACUCGAGAAGGAGAAUAAGGAGCGUCGACGACGCAUCGAGGCGAAACAGCAGCAAUUGAAGCAGCUUAUUUUGCAACAAGUGGCAUUCACGAGCUUAGUAAAUCGCAAUAAGGAGGCGGAAGACAACGGCAUGCAACCGACUGCCAGUUCUGCGAUUCAAUUGCCAUUCAUCAUUGUCAACACACACAAAAAGACACACAUUAAUUGCAGCAUAUCGAAUGACAAAACGGAGUAUUCAUUCAAAUUCGACGACAAGUUUGAAAUCAAUGAUGACGUCGAUGUUCUCAAGAAAAUGGGGCUGUUAAAUGGUUUGGACAAAGGCGAGUGCUCAUUUGAGGAAAUUCAACGUUUUAAAGGCAUGGUACCAAAAUCUUUGCAGAAAUAUAUCGACCUUUACGGUCGUGGCGAAGAUGAAACCGUCUCAGCAGGUCACGAUUCCGAAUUCGAAUCAGAUGGAGAAGGCGAAUACUCGCAAUCGGCUCACAGUGAUUUCUCACACAGCACCUCGUCACACAUGUACAAACAAGAACAACUCGAGUAUGGCGAUGAGGCCUCCGACGACGAAUAUUAUAACCUAUAAUAAGCGUAAAAUGGAGCCCGGAAGAGAAUGGAAAAUGAAAAGGAACAAAAAAAGUGCAUCCCAAAAAUACAAAAAACAACCGACAAGAAAUUCGCUUGCGGUGAAAAAGAAAGAAAAUAUGAAAAAAUAUAUUUUAUACAGUGAAAAAUUGAAAUCAGAAAGACAACAAAAAAAAGUGCAGUAGAAAAAAACUAGAAGUUAACCAUUUUUUAUCAUCAAAUGCUUAAUACCAAUAAACUUUCAAGUCUUUAGAACUUCUUAAUUAGAAAAACACACAAUUUAAACCGAUUUUUUUCAAUACACGGCCAUUAACUUCUUCAGUAAUCAUAAUUAAUUUAAUGCACUUGAUUUAUUUUUUCUUAUUUUCGAAAUUAAAAUUUGUAAUAAAUUUAUUACAAACACACACAAAAAAAUCAGAGGAGAAUUUUUA
Molecule: messenger RNA, 2132 nt
Organism: Culicoides brevitarsis
Lineage: Eukaryota; Metazoa; Arthropoda; Insecta; Diptera; Ceratopogonidae
Gene: Dp
Product: transcription factor Dp-1
Exons: 9
Coding region: 380-1702 (440 amino acids)
Biological process (GO): regulation of cell cycle; regulation of transcription by RNA polymerase II
Cellular component (GO): nucleus; transcription regulator complex
Molecular function (GO): RNA polymerase II transcription regulatory region sequence-specific DNA binding; DNA-binding transcription factor activity, RNA polymerase II-specific
Source: RefSeq, a predicted model, not a curated record